GUAGGUGUCUUCCUGGCAAACAUCGAUGAUUCCUUCGUAACCGCUAUAUACGGGGAGAUUGCGUCGCGAUUCCAGCAUCUCCAGGAUGCAUCCUGGUUACUGGCAGGGUAUAACCUGGGGUAUUGUGCGGCAUUGCCGGUACAUGGUCGGUUAGGUGACAUUUAUGGCCGAAAAACGCCAUUGUUGGCGGCUUAUGUUCUGUUUGGUCUUGGAUUAGCUGUUUCAGGCUCCGCGUUCUCCCUAUGGCAGAUUAUCAUUGGAAGAGCGAUAACAGGCAUUGGCAGUUCGGGCAUGGUAGGCCUGAUAUCGGUCGUGAUCACUGAUACAUCGACAUUGGAGCAAGUAGCUGUCCUGAGAAGCUAUGUGACCGUCGUCGCCAUCGCAGGGUAUAGUUUGGGAGCCCCCUUGGGUGGAAUCUUAGCGGAUCUCGUGGGCUGGAGAAUGUCAUUUGCAGGCCAGGUGCCAAUCGUCCUAAUCUGCCUGCUCAUCGUCACGCGGGAGAUUCCAUCCUCACCAUCGCCACAAGACGAGGAAGCAGCCGAAGUCAACAAUGGUGAUAACCACGCAAACGAGGAAGACCCCAGUGAAUUUCCGCCAAAAAUGGGGCUGCACAAAUUCGACGUUCCCGGCCUUCUCGCUUUUCUCACCACGAUCAUCACGUUCCUCCUCUUCCUAAACCUAGCCGGUCAAAAGCUUCCUUGGACACAUCCAAUAGUCCUCACUAUCGCAGCUAUUAGCGUCGCCUCUGGAACACUCUUCUUCCUCAUCGAAACAAUCUGGACUUCUAGUCCAUUAAUUCCCUUAUCGCAAAUCUGGAAAAACGGCGUCGCACCAUUCUGCCUAGGACAAGUAUUCCUCUUCAUCGCAUUAGUUGGCCUAGUAGCUCAAAUCCCCUCCUUCUUUGUCCGCACGCAAUCAACUACGAACACAAGAGCAGCCGCACAUCUCAUCCCGUUGACAAUUGGUUGUGCCGUGGGUGGGUUGCUCUCGGGGCAAAUUAUUAACAGAAUGCACCGCUAUAAGCCGCUCUCCCUUUUCUCUAUAUCAUUGAACACGCUCUCGCAUCUUCUCAUCUUUUUUGCAUGGCGACAUGGCGCAAGCACCUUUUCUUCGCUGGUAGUGUUUAUUACCGGUCUCGCCCACGGCCUCGUCAUCUCAACACAGUUCAUUGGGAUGUCUGCGCGCGUAGAGAAAAGCAUGGUUGCAUCGUCUGUGAGUGCGUAUUACCUGUGUCAGGAGUUGGGGAUGAUUGGGGGAGCUUGUUUGGAUGGUGCGGUUGAGGGGGGUGUUUUCAGUCACUUAUUACGAAAAAAUGGACUGAAAAGCGAUCUAAUAAGGAGACAGAUGGUGAAGGGGGUGUUGAAUGAUAAUCGGUUCGCUGUUAGGUUGCCCGUGGAGAUUCAGAGGGUCGUGGUGGACUGUUAUCUUUGUGCUUUUCGGUUUAUUCCUGUGCUGUCUACUUGCAGCUGUGUAGUAGCGCUGGUUCUAAUCGCAUCUCAGAAGGAGAAGAAACUUCGGUAG
Molecule: messenger RNA, 1521 nt
Organism: Aspergillus ruber CBS 135680
Lineage: Eukaryota; Fungi; Ascomycota; Eurotiomycetes; Eurotiales; Aspergillaceae
Product: MFS general substrate transporter
Exons: 6
Biological process (GO): basic amino acid transport; transmembrane transport
Cellular component (GO): fungal-type vacuole membrane
Molecular function (GO): basic amino acid transmembrane transporter activity
Source: RefSeq, a predicted model, not a curated record